CACGCCGGCUACAACCUCACUGGGCUGUUGACACGCUAUGGCAAUCCUAACGUGCACCCGGGUGAGUCUGGUCUUGCUCGCGGCGGGCGUGGUCGCCUGCUUUGCCUACAUCGGUGCGCUCAAGCCCCCUUACUGGGACCAAGAGCCCCCUGCAUUCAACACGGCAGCGUGUGCCGCGUGUGCCAACAAGACUGGCAGCCCUUGCCCCAACGUAUUUGCCUUGGGCUCGCCCGAUAUCAACGACGGGGUUGUCUGUUCCCAAGUGACUUCGACGUGUUGUUGCCCAUACAAAGACCCCAAUUUUGGCUCGGUCCGAUGCGCCAAUAUGUACACGAUGACCACUCCCACUUGCAAGUGCCGGUAUGAACGGCAAUGUGGCGAGAAUUGCUUUCUUAACGAAGGGUUGGUCCCGCUGUUCAUUGGGCUCGUGGGCUGCGCGCUCAUCUUUUGCAUUGGCGUGGGGUCCCUCUGUCACCACAUGUGCAAAUCAAAGCAAGCCCCAUCUCAGCAGCCUGGCGUUGGCCCCGACUGUACAUGAUCGACAAGGUUGUUUCUACUGGUAGUUAGUCGGAUGACAUUAUUACUCCAGUCCCAUCAAUGCUUGCAUCCUUCCUACUAUGACUAGAUAGUAGUACUGUAGUAUGUGGUAAUCAUGGAAUACGUAUCGCCCAAUCAACCCAACCCCAA
This is a messenger RNA of Aphanomyces astaci, 687 nucleotides long. RefSeq lists its product as hypothetical. NCBI's taxonomy places the organism in Eukaryota, Oomycota, Saprolegniomycetes, Saprolegniales, Verrucalvaceae. Bases 38 to 538 code for a protein of 166 amino acids. The record is from RefSeq and is a predicted model, not a curated record. The transcript is spliced from 2 exons.